Saimiri boliviensis boliviensis (Bolivian squirrel monkey) is the source of this 3756-nucleotide messenger RNA. RefSeq names its product N-acetylneuraminic acid phosphatase (gene NANP). Gene Ontology annotation, biological process: N-acetylneuraminate biosynthetic process; dephosphorylation. Gene Ontology annotation, molecular function: N-acylneuraminate-9-phosphatase activity. Lineage: Eukaryota; Metazoa; Chordata; Mammalia; Primates; Cebidae. The record is from RefSeq and is a predicted model, not a curated record.
CCUCGCAGCUCCUCCCCCGCCUCCAGGGCACCCCGCCUUGCGCAUGCGCGGGUGGCAACGGCGAGGCUACGGGUCGCGCGCGCGGCCGGCGCUAUGGGGUUGAGCCGCGUACGGGCCGUUUUCUUUGACUUGGACAACACGCUCAUCGACACUGCCGGAGCGAGCAGGAGAGGCAUGCUGGAGGUGAUAAAGCUCUUACAAUCAAAAUACCAUUAUAAAGAAGAGGCUGAAGUCAUCUGUGAUAAAGUUCAAGUUAAACUCAGCAAGGAGUGUUUUCAUCCUUAUAAUACAUGCAUUACUGAUCUAAGGACUUCUCAUUGGGAAGAAGCGAUCCAGGAAACAAAAGGUGGUACAGCCAAUAGAAAAUUGGCUGAAGAAUGUUACUUACUUUGGAAAUCUACCCGUUUACAGCAUAUGACACUAGCAGAAGAUGUCAAAGCCAUGCUCACUGAACUUCGAAAGGAGGUCCGCCUACUUCUAUUAACAAAUGGGGACAAACAGACCCAGAGGGAGAAGAUUGAGGCUUGUGCCUGUCAGUCCUAUUUUGACGCUGUUGUUGUAGGUGGAGAGCAGAGAGAGGAGAAGCCAGCACCGUCCAUAUUUUAUUACUGCUGCAAUCUUCUCGGAGUACAGCCUGGGGACUGUGUGAUGGUCGGUGACACAUUAGAAACUGACAUCCAAGGAGGCCUCAAUGCAGGAUUGAAAGCAACAGUCUGGAUCAAUAAAAAUGGAGUAGUGCCACUGAAGUCCUCCCCAGUUCCGCAUUACAUCGUUUCUUCUGUGCUAGAAUUACCUGCUCUCUUACAAAGUAUAGACUGCAAAGUCAGUAUGUCCACUUAAAGCACAUAAAAGGGCAUGAUUAUGAAUGUUAGAGUCAAUUUGCAGAGUAUGAACUAAGAAAAGUUAGGGUACUCCACUUAUAAUAAUCUAGCUCUAAGAAUAAUUUUACUUAUGAUUUAAUGGCCAAUAUUUUGAAGUUUUAUUAAUUGUAACAACCAACCAUUGACUGAUACUUAUAUCUGAAAAUUCAGAUUGCAUUAAUACAAGUCAGUGGUAUAGCCUAGAAAAUUUGAGAAAAUAUAUGUUAGUCUGUAACUGGAGCUUUUUAAAAUUAUGUUAUUAAUCUUUUAGUAUCUCAGCUCCAUAAUGCCAGGCAGGAUUGCUUUACACAUGGAUGCACAAAUGUAAGGUUUAUCUUCUGGCUUAAAAAUAUUUUUUGAAAACAGAUUUUUCUAAAAUACACAGAUUUAUCAAAACAGCUGAAUCUGGUUAAUAUGAAAUAAGUACUAAGUCACAUGCAAAUCAAGGUAUUUUAUAGUGAAAUUAUUUAGCAUAUUUUGAAAACAAACAGUUAUGAAAACAUAAGCAGUAUUUUUUGCCUACUUUGGAUGUAUACUUUCUAUUAUGAAUCUGAUUUUUCUUAAGACUUUUUUUUUUUUUUGGAGGGUGGGGGGCAGUUUUUCUGUGGUGUGUGACAGAACAGUUAGAAAAAGCUGUUAAAAUCAACACGUGGUGCUCCUUUACCAUGACAUUUUCUCACCUGUGCACAGCGAGCUGGUAGCUUCCUUAUAGUUUUCACCUCUCAAGGAAAUGGUUUCACUGUCUUUUCCUGGACACACAGUGGGGUUAAGGGAGCUGGACUCUUGCUAGAGAUAAUUGCAAGCCACAUGGCUCUAAAAGUCAUUUUUCUUCUGUGGAUCCAUAAGAGGAACAUUUUCUCAAUGUAGCCUAACCAUGCAGCCCCCGAUCUCUUCCUUUUUUUUUUUUUUUUACUUGAAAUUGGGAUCUCUGUCGCCCAGGCCGGAAUGCAGUUGGCACCAUCUCAGUUCACUGCAACCUCUGCCUCCUGAGCUCAAGUGAUCCUCCCACCUCCUUGUGCCUCCCAAGUAGCUGGGACUGCAGGCACAUACCACCACACCUGGCUAAUGUUUGUUUGUUUGUUUUUUGUAGAAAAAACAUGUUGACCAGGCUGAUCUGGAAUUCCUGGACCCAAGUGAUCCGCCCACCUCAGCCUCUCAAAGUGCUGGGAUUACAGGCAUGAACCACUGUGCUGGCUUCAUCCGAUAGAAAAUUAGAUUUUGCUAUGAGCCAUUUCCAGAGUGCCAAUAUAAUACUCGUGUGACUCUUCUUAGAGUUACCAUCUGCCUUAAAUCUCCUCUGUUUUUCACAUUCUUGGAAAUAUAUCAUUGUUUUGCACAUUUCUUUAUCUAAUUCAGGGUUUACUAGGAGCUUAAUAAUUAAUGGCUACAUAGCAAGGCAUCAUCUUGGCACCAGAGAAUUUUCUCUAGACUAUUAGGCUAGAUAGUCUCAUGAUUACACUAACCAAACCUGGAAUAAAGUGGUUGAUAAAGAAUAAAGGGCUUAUUAAAGUGGUUAAUAAGUAUGAUUUGGUUUGUGUUUUCUUAGGUUUUUCUUCCAACUGUUUAAGAAACUACUAAUGUAAAAUAGUAGGCUGUGUUUCAGGAUAUGUAUAGCUAUGUCUCCAAGACUAAUACUCAGAGAAUCAAAUUGUAGAUUUGUACCUAUCUGUGAGCCUAUUUCUUUAGCCGGUUUUCUGUCUGCUGCCAAGAAACAGGAUUCUCUGCCUCAUGCAAAUGCCCUUUUCUGUUUACUUCUUGUUCUUGAUUUUUAAAAAUGUGAUUGUGUCCUUGACUGUCCCAAGAUGCUGUUGCUAUAACAGUGAACAUUUAUGAAUAGAGGAUGUUUGUAGUUCCACGUGCAGUUCCCAUAUGAUCUUGAUCAUAUUUUAACUAUUUAAAAAUUAACUUGGAGGAUUUUGGCAGAAUAGACAUGUGCAUGCUUGCUCUGAUAGAUUGGUAGGUGUGUGCUGCUGAGGGCUUGUCUUUAGCUGUCCCACAGGAUGGAUGUAGGCAGUGUCACAUUCAUUAUGCUGUGGGUAAAGGUUCAUCACUCCUACAAUGGGGAUAGCAAAUCUCAACAAGAUAGCUUCUAGGAUGUUAAGUGAGGAAUUCUCCAGUAGAAACAAUGUAGGAGGAAAAAACUGAAUAAUUAAAUUUCCUUGUCUUCACAGUUUGUAUUCUGCAGUACUCUGUAGAAUAAUAUAUACAGUAAUAUAUUACAUUCCAUUUGCACCCUUCCUUAGGGAAGAACUUUGUGGCUAUCUACCUUCUGAGUGGAAUGUUACAGAAAAUAUUUUAAAAUACUGGAAUAAACCUAUGAUUUUGUUAAUAAUUUUAGAAAAUAUUCCUUAAAAUUAAAAAAUGAUAUAACAGUGAUGUUUUGUCAUCUUUAUUUUGUUCAAAGUUUCCCUAUAGUGGUCUUUUCACACAAAGCCAGAGGCCCUCCCUAACAAUUUACAGUGGCGGUCCUAGAGCAGACACGAGUGGACACUGCACCUGGAAUACCAGCACCAGGUGGGGCUGUUUGGUUCCAUGUGCACCUCCACAUACAAGGGCACAAACAUCUCAGAUCUGGGAUUGCCCAGGACCCAGUGGAUGCUCAAUAUUGUAGGAAAGCAGGUCUCUAGCAAAGUACUUGGUUUAUUGCUUUCAAAUUUAUUUGCAACCUUCAAUAAGAAACAUUUUCUAUCAUAACCUCUUUAACACAUAGUGAACAUAUUAAUGUGUGUAUUAAAUCUAGUUUUACGUGUUUAAGUUUUAUAAAAUAUCCUUGUUAUGUAUGAUGAUCAGAUAUUUUUCAUUCCAUUCUUGUUUGAAUUAGGGAAUAUAUUCAUUGUUGAACAUGUACUGUUUGCAGUACACAAGUCAAAAAAAAUAAAAGGGUGAAUGGUGAAAA